AUGGAUCUGUUGACUUGUGGGACAGUGGGAGGGAUCACACAAACGCCAGACCACUACUACGGUACUACCAGAGUGUCCCGCAGCCCGAUGCCGAUCACGUCCCGCCGUGGAGGCGUGGGGCCGGAUCUUCCCAGUCCAUACCACAUCCCAGACCAGCAGCCAUCUAUUUGCUGCACCCCCACAUCGAAUGACCCCCUCCAAGACAGAGAUUCACCUCACCUCCCCCGCUUGAUCGCUAUCUCAAACGACCAAGCCUACCCCGGACAUCUCCUCGAUCCAACUCGCGAUAUCAGCCAGGAAAACAUCGAGGGCGAUUUUCAACCGCCGCGUCACAAGACAAUCCAUGCACAUCAAGUCAAAUACGUACUACCCCUAGAUUUGUAUCCACCUUGCAAAUCAUCACACGGCAGGACAGCCAAGCCACCCCCGAAGAUCAUAGUUCCCGCAUCGCAUUUUUCCAGACUAAGCUGCAUGGACCCCACGAACGAAGCCAGCCUGGCCCUCGCCCAAACGCCAGUCCUCAUUGGAAAGCUGUGGACUGUCGUGACGGGUUUCCAGUCUAGUCGGCCACUAUUAAUAUCCCGAUGGCGCGAUAUGCCCGAGGAGGAUGAGGCGCUGGAUUGUCUGUCCUCUGGGUUGCAAGGCAGCGAAUGA
Molecule: messenger RNA, 654 nt
Organism: Aspergillus heteromorphus CBS 117.55
Lineage: Eukaryota; Fungi; Ascomycota; Eurotiomycetes; Eurotiales; Aspergillaceae
Exons: 2
Coding region: 1-654 (217 amino acids)
Source: RefSeq, a predicted model, not a curated record